This is a messenger RNA of Heterobilharzia americana, 498 nucleotides long. The record is from the annotation of a GenBank genome assembly. Lineage: Eukaryota; Metazoa; Platyhelminthes; Trematoda; Strigeidida; Schistosomatidae.
AUGUACAAAAUGACUCAUAACCAAAGAUGUGAAUCUAUAUUAAGAGGAUUCAAGCUGAACUGGAUGAAUUUGCGUGAUGCUGAGUCAGGAAAAAUUCUUUGGCAAAGCACUGACGACUUUUCCAUUCCAGAGGUUGAACACGAAGCUCACGUCCCAAAGAAAAUCCUUAAGUGUAAAUCGAUUUCUCGUGAAAUCAACUUUUCUUCGGAAGAAUCCUUGGAAAACUUUUGGCUGGAACAGGAAGUAUUGUUCAAAGACCAGCCAAUUGAAAACUGGAGUUUCGAAUUCGGUUUCGUAAUACCAGGCUCAACCAAUACAUGGCAGUCGCUAAUACAAUCCGACUCAGCUGAUCGAAUGAUCCCUGCUAAAGUAUUAAGUGGCAACGUAGUGAUUGUAACACACUUUUAUGAUGGUGACCUUUUAGUUAGCAAAUCUCGAACCAGGAUGAAAACAUCAACCUCAAAUCCUCCCUAUCUCUAUCCCUGUUUAUGCACAUGA